AUGGAGCUCGAUCUUGCACCAAUGGAGUCAAGGGGAUACUGGAAGUAUCAUACUCCAGGAAAGUGGCUCAAGCAAUCGAAAGCAGUCGGCGAGAUUAACAAGGGGAAGGAAACUGUGCUGUUUGAUUCUGAAGCGGAUAAAUCGAUCAUCGACACAACCUUUGCUCGUUAG
This is a messenger RNA of Peronospora matthiolae, 171 nucleotides long. Lineage: Eukaryota; Oomycota; Peronosporomycetes; Peronosporales; Peronosporaceae. The record is from the annotation of a GenBank genome assembly.